AGACCGCCAACCGACUUUUAAUCAUUUCAACCGCCAUCUAUGAUAUGAAACUAGUCUGCAAACGUCAAUAAUUCGCCGGCUGAAAAUAUUUAUAUACGAAGAGUAAUCCCUGCGUCGUGUUUUCUCGAAGGUGAAAAGGAACACAAUUGAUUAUACGGAAGGUGUAUAAGUAACACUUCACGGAUAGGCGUUCCAAAGUCGUGGAAAGUACCGAAAAUGGACAGUCGAUGCUUCCAAAAUCCUUAUCCCGACUAUGGUGGCGAAGGAGUGAAUGUGGACAAGCAAUACAUUCUGUCACUCAUUAAAUAUUAUGUAAACGCGAUUCUGAAGAACACCAAAGUCAAUGACGAUGAACGUGGGGAUCUAUACGUAGGAAAUGCAGGCAUAGCCUACAUGUUUUUGAAAAUGGUACAAUCACCCGAAGUUAGCCAGCUCUAUCCCGCAUUGGACUAUGCCCUGAGUUACAUAAAUCACGCGAAAUCGAAUGCUUUGCAGUACAAAAAACGUGCAGACGAACGAUGCGCUUUUCUAUGCGGUAAUGCCGGUAUCUACGCCGUGUCAGCAGUAAUUUCAAAUGCAUCUGGUCAUCGAGAUACUCUCGAAGAAGAUUUGAAAAAUUUCAAAACAGGUUUCGAAGCAUGUCGCCCAAUGACGUUUUCGAAAUAUGGAUCAGACGAAGUUCUGGUGGGUCGGGCUGGAUUUUUGAGUGGAUGCUACUGGUUGAAUCAGCAGUUAGGGCCCUCCGUAAUACCGGAAGAUGCGAUCCUCGAUAUUUGCAGUUCCAUGCUUUACAGUGGACGGGAAUACGCGGAUAAGACGAAAGCUCCUUUACCUUUAAUGUAUCAGUAUCAUGGUACUGAAUAUUUAGGAGCAGCACACGGACUAUGCGCUAUUUUACACAUGAUGCUGAAUAGCGCAUGGUUUAAACCAGGAGCAGAUAUAUCGAAGACAAAAUACUCGGACAUCCGACGGUCUAUAGAUUUCUAUUUAUCCUUGCAAGAUAAAGAUGGCAAUUUCCCAGUGGCGUUGGAAGACUUACAAACAGGUCGUGCAAAGCGUUUGGUCCACUGGUGUCACGGGGCUCCUGGAGCUGUUUAUUUACUUGCCAAAGCUUAUUUAGUUUUUCAAGAAGAAAAAUAUCUGGAUGCCCUUCGCAAGGCGACAGACUUGAUUUGGAAAAAAGGAUUACUACGCAAAGGACCGGGAAUUUGUCACGGAGUAGCAGGGAAUGGAUAUGCUUUCUUAUUGAUGUAUCGACUUACAGGAGAAGAGAGAUACCUUUAUCGGGCACUAAAAUUCAUGGAAUUUUUAACAAGAGAUGAGUUCAAGACAGAAGCACGCACACCUGAUCGUCCGUACAGUCUUUAUGAAGGUGUCGCUGGCACGGUGUGUUAUUUGAUUGACUUGUUAAAUCCGAAUAGUGCGAGCUUUCCAUUUAUGGAAGUAUUCAUAUAAAUUAAUGGCGUAUAUUGAUAUCUCAUGUAUUUUUAAGAUGUUUAGAAAUAAAAUAUUAUUUGAAUGACAAUUGA
Messenger RNA from Hermetia illucens (black soldier fly), 1529 nucleotides. RefSeq names its product lanC-like protein 3 homolog. Gene Ontology annotation, cellular component: plasma membrane. Gene Ontology annotation, biological process: carbohydrate metabolic process; peptide modification. NCBI's taxonomy places the organism in Eukaryota, Metazoa, Arthropoda, Insecta, Diptera, Stratiomyidae. The record is from RefSeq and is a predicted model, not a curated record. The coding region runs from base 217 to 1455 and encodes 412 amino acids. The transcript has 3 exons.